Messenger RNA from Otolemur garnettii (small-eared galago), 1212 nucleotides. It is a transcript of the gene KRT13, whose product is annotated as keratin 13. Bases 1 to 1212 code for a protein of 403 amino acids. The transcript has 6 exons. The record is from RefSeq and is a predicted model, not a curated record. Gene Ontology annotation, molecular function: structural molecule activity. Gene Ontology annotation, cellular component: keratin filament. Lineage: Eukaryota; Metazoa; Chordata; Mammalia; Primates; Galagidae.
AUGAGUGUUCGCCUGCAGAGUUCCUCCGCCAGCUAUGGAGGUGGUUUUGGUGGUGGCUCUUGCCAGCUGGGGGGAGGCCGUGGUGUCUCCACCUGUUCAACCCGGUUUGUCUCUGGGGGCUCUGCUGGGGGAUACGGGGGUGGCAUGAGCUGUGGCUUUGGUGGAGGGGCUGGUAGUGGCUUUGGGGGUGGCUUCGGAGGUGGCUUUGGUGGGGGCUUUGGCGGUGGCUUUGGUGACUUUGGUGGUGGCAGUGGUGGCCUCCUCUCUGGCAAUGAGAAAAUCACCAUGCAGAACCUCAACGACCGCCUGGCCUCCUACCUGGACAAGGUGCGUGCCCUGGAGGAGGCCAACGCCGAGCUGGAGGUGAAGAUCCGUGACUGGUACCAGAAGCAGGCCCCCACCAGCCCCGAGCGUGACUACAGCCCCUACUUCAAGACCAUAGAAGAGCUCCGGGCCAAGAUCCUGGCUGCCACCAUUGACAACAACCGAGUCAUCCUGGAGAUUGACAACGCCAGGCUGGCUGCAGAUGACUUCAGGCUCAAGUAUGAGAAUGAGUUGACCCUGCGCCAGAGUGUGGAGGCCGACAUCAACGGCCUGCGCCGGGUGCUGGAUGAGCUGACCAUGUCUAAGGCUGACCUGGAGAUGCAGAUUGAAAGCCUGAACGAGGAGUUGGCCUACAUGAAGAAGAACCAUGAGGAGGAGAUGAAGGAAUUCAGCAAACAGGUGGUAGGCAAGGUCGAAGUGGAGAUGGAUGCCACCCCAGGCAUUGACCUGACCCGCGUGUUGGCAGAGAUGAGGGAGCAAUACGAGGCCCUGGCAGAGAGGAACCGCCGGGACGCAGAAGAGUGGUUCCACAGCAAGAGUGCAGAGUUGAACAAGGAGGUCACAACCAAUGCUGCCAUGAUUCAGACCAGCAAGACAGAGAUCACGGAGCUCAGGCGCACACUCCAGGGCCUGGAGAUCGAGCUGCAGUCUCAGCUGAGCAUGAAAGCUGGGCUGGAGAGCUCGCUGGCAGAGACAGAGUGCCGCUACGCCCUGCAGCUACAGCAGAUCCAGGGGCUCAUCAGCAGCAUCGAGACCCAGCUGAGCGAGCUCCGCAGUGAGAUGGAGUGUCAGAACCAGGAGUACAAGAUGCUGCUGGACAUCAAGACGCGUCUGGAGCAGGAGAUCGCCACCUACCGCAGCCUGCUGGAGGGCCAGGAUGCCAAGUAG